GUGGCUGCAAAGAAGCCUGGAGACUGUUUUUCAGUUCAGCACGUGUGGGGGGAGGAGGGAGCAGUGUCACCUACAGCCUGGGGAGGGCGUGGCCGUUCCUUCACCUCCCUUCCAAGCCCGCCCCGCCCCCCACAUUCACUAGGGUGGCCCAGGAAUUAGACAAAGGUCUCCCAGGGCGUGUGCCGGGUUUCAGCCACCAGCAGCGACACUUUAGCCUGCAGACUUCAGACGGUGGGCCUUUUUAUGGCAGAGCAGCCGCAGGGUGGCGGGCCGGCCUGCAGAACCACACGUUCCAGCACACGGUGUACUGUCAGGACUGGAGCCCGGACGUAGGGCUCUCCGAGGUCUACGACGAGGACCAGCUCUUCUCCUUCGACUUUUCCCAGAACACCCGAGUGCCUCGCCUGCCCGAGUUUGCUGACUGGGCACAGAAGUCUGGAGAUGCCUCCACCAUUUUCUUUGACAAAGCAUUCUGCCAAGCCAUGGUCCAGGAAGUAGGCCCGCAGCUGGAAGGGAAAAUCCCGGUGUCUAGAGGGUUUCCCGUGGUCGAGGUGUUCACGCUGAAGCCCCUGGAGUUCGGCAAGCCCAACACGCUGGUCUGCUUUGUCAGCAACCUCUUCCCGCCCACGCUGACGGUGGCCUGGCAGCAUCACCUGGCCCCCGUGGAGGGCGCCGGGCCCACUUUCGUCUCUGCCCUCGAUGGACUCAGCUUCCAGGCCUUUUCUUACUUAAACUUCACCCCGGCACCCUCGGACCUUUUCUCCUGCAUUGUCACUCAUGAGAUUGACGGCUACACAGCGAUUGCCUACUGGGUGCCCCACAACCCGCUGCCCUCGGAUCUGCUGGAGAAUGUGCUGUGCGGCGUGGCCUUCGGCCUGGGUGUGCUGGGCAUCCUUGUUGGCUUGGUCCUCAUCAUCCACUUCCGGAAGCCUUGCUCAGGCGACUGACUUCCUGAUCCGAGUCUGAUGCCAGCACCCGGGCCAUCCCAGCAGGGGCUGCUCCCGUUCCUCACAGCCUGCCCAGCAUCGCUCCUCCUCAGAGCAGAAGGCCCUGGGCCUCCCCUCGGCCUUCUAUGCACAUGUGUGUUCGUGUAUCUGUGCACGUGCGUGUGCAUGUGUGUUCAUGUGUGUGCAGGUUUCUCAGCUGGGGCUGUGCUGCCCCGGCCUCCAUCCCAGGGAACCCAGUGGCCUUUCUAUCGUGACCACAAUCCUUCCCACUUCAAGGCAAUAAAUCUCAUUACUUUUU
Messenger RNA from Myotis lucifugus (little brown bat), 1245 nucleotides. Its product is annotated as HLA class II histocompatibility antigen, DM alpha chain. The record is from RefSeq and is a predicted model, not a curated record. Gene Ontology annotation, molecular function: MHC class II protein complex binding. The annotation marks the transcript as partial. The transcript is spliced from 5 exons. NCBI's taxonomy places the organism in Eukaryota, Metazoa, Chordata, Mammalia, Chiroptera, Vespertilionidae. Gene Ontology annotation, biological process: immunoglobulin production involved in immunoglobulin-mediated immune response; antigen processing and presentation of exogenous peptide antigen via MHC class II; peptide antigen assembly with MHC class II protein complex. Gene Ontology annotation, cellular component: MHC class II protein complex; membrane.